This is a messenger RNA of Psylliodes chrysocephalus, 662 nucleotides long. Lineage: Eukaryota; Metazoa; Arthropoda; Insecta; Coleoptera; Chrysomelidae. The record is from the annotation of a GenBank genome assembly.
ACUUACUCAAGCAAGCAACAAUGAACAUAUCUAUUAUUUCAAAUUAAUUGUGAGGUAAAUUAAAAUAAUUUAUUUUACAAGUAUUAACAUAUUUUCGAAAAUUAUUUUUUUAAUGAGUAUAUUUGCUCAUUAUAAAAAUUAUAUAUAAACAAUACAUCCACAACAAGUGAUAUCCUAUUUUUAAAUAUGAAGUACAUUGCUAUAUUACUGUGUUGCUGUUCCUUAAUAGUAUGUUUUAAUGAAGAAUAUGAUAAAAAAAUAAAAAAAAUCACUGAAGAAUGCCAAAAGAAUCCAGCGACUCAAGCUUCCGAAGAGUGGUUAAAGACUGAAGACGUAAGUGUAAACUUGGAAGGAGAAGGUUCUCAUAUAUUUUGCAGACUGAAACUACUUGGAAGUCUGAAAGAAAACGGGGAUAUUGAUAUGGAGGCUAUGAAAACAGAUUUAUCUUCUGGAAUUUCCGAUCCUGAAAUAGUUGAGGCUCUGGUUGAAAAAUGUGGAACUAGAACGCCUGGUUCAUCACCAGAAAAGAGUGCUAUUGACAAUUUUAGAUGCAUUCUGUUAAAUUAUGAUAAGUUAAAAAAAGAUUAAAAUAUUUACGUUUGUAAUUUAAAAUUACAUGGUUUGUCAAAAUUUCUUUGGGUAUGCAUUAAAUAUAAAUUUUG